This is a messenger RNA of Mesorhabditis belari, 573 nucleotides long. Lineage: Eukaryota; Metazoa; Nematoda; Chromadorea; Rhabditida; Rhabditidae. The record is from the annotation of a GenBank genome assembly.
AUGGAUCUUUACGACAAGUCACCGUUUAUGGGAACGGUUGACCCAGGAGUAGAAGGAGCCGUUUGCAAGAACCCGGCCAGGGAUUUUAAGGGACAAAGAUUAAACACCUCACCUUGGCUCUCGGCUCAAGAGUUGGUAGCUAAAGAAUGGCUGAUUCCUGGUGAUCUCAUCGAGAUCGAACGACAUGCAGGCAUAUUCUGGCUUUUUGGAGGUCGAGGCGGACUCGGGCAAUAUUCGCACUGGGCCGUCUACGUGGGGAAGUCAAAUGAUGGUCAACCGAUGGUCAUUCAUCGAACCGGAGAUAAGAAUGAAAAAGCAAAAGCCAAGAUUCGUCUCGGGAACUUUUAUGAAGUAGCCAAAAAGUGCAUCUGUUCGAUCAACAACUAUCACGAUGAUCGAGACCGAAUCUAUCCUCCAUCCGAAAUUGUCAAACGGGCAAAGAGCAAAAUCGGAAGCGAGGGCUACCAUUUGGCCUUCUCUAACUGUGAGCAUUUUUCGAUGUGGUGUCGCUACGGUUACACACACUCGGGCCAAGUGGAGGCCACGUUGAACAGCGUCCGUGGCCGGUCAUCU